Messenger RNA from Manihot esculenta (cassava), 1540 nucleotides. RefSeq names its product MADS-box protein AGL42. The record is from RefSeq and is a predicted model, not a curated record. Gene Ontology annotation, molecular function: protein dimerization activity; RNA polymerase II cis-regulatory region sequence-specific DNA binding; DNA-binding transcription factor activity, RNA polymerase II-specific. Gene Ontology annotation, cellular component: nucleus. Lineage: Eukaryota; Viridiplantae; Streptophyta; Magnoliopsida; Malpighiales; Euphorbiaceae. Gene Ontology annotation, biological process: positive regulation of transcription by RNA polymerase II. Bases 583 to 1239 code for a protein of 218 amino acids. The transcript is spliced from 7 exons.
UCUACUUUUGCAUUUCUAAAAUUUGCGAAUAUAUACGCACUUUUCCGCUUCUCGACGGGAUGAGAUCUUGAUAAUUUAGGGUUUUGUUGUAUGAAAAUAAAUAUCCUGGUGUACGUCAAUCUCUGUAGGGUGUGGUUUUUGUAAGUGAAUCUAGGGUUUUCUCUUUGUCACUUGUUUUUCUUUACUGCUCCAUCUUCUAUGUGUUUAGUUUCCUUCCCAUCUCCUAGGUUGUCAUUGGUUGUUCAAAUCUUUGAUAUAUUUUCUUCUUCUUCUUCUUCUUCUUCUUGUUUUUACUGUAAAGGAAUUUUCCAUAUCUGGGCUGGUGAUUUUCGUAUAUGGUUAGUUCUGCAAGUGUAAACCAUUUCUGGGUUUUCUGGGUGUGUAUAAUUCUUGUCAAAUGUUGAUAGUUUGAGCCUCUUUGGUGGUCUGGUAAAGAACGGGUAGAGCGAAAUUCCUUCAGCGAAAGCGCAGGAUUCUGAGGUUUACGACCUUCUGUGAGAUUUUUGUAUCAAUUUCAACAAGAGAAUUACUUUCACUUGCAAGGUUUUAUUGAAAAUCCUCAAUGGUAACUGGUCGAUUUACAUGAUCAACCAGGACAUGGGGAGAGGAAAGGUUCAGAUGAAGAGGAUUGAAAAUGCUGCAAGCCGUCAAGUGACCUUCUCGAAGCGUAGAAACGGGCUUUUAAAGAAAGCUUAUGAGCUAUCGGUUCUAUGCGAUGCAGAAGUUGCUGUCCUAAUCUUUUCACAGAAAGGAAGGCUCUUUGAGUUCUCAAGCAAUGACAUGCAAAAGACCGUAGAACGGUACCGUAAACAUCCCAAAGCUCAUGUUCAAGCUGACAGCGUCGAUAAAGAACAAUACAUUCAGCAAAUAAUUAGUGAAUCCACGGAGAUGGUGAAUGAGAUUGAGCAGCUCGAAAUUUCACAACGGAAGUUAUUGGGACGAGGUUUAAAUUCUUGUUCUCUGGAAGAACUCCAAGAUAUGCACAAUCUACUAGAGAAAAGCUUAAGCAACAUCAGAGCAAGGAAGGAUGAGUUCUUCAAGGAGAAGAUGGAGAAACUACAAGAGAAGAAAAGGGUCUUGUUGGAAGAGAACACAAUUUUACGAGAAAAAUGUGGUGAGAAGCCAUGGCCGCAUCCAACUCAACAGAAAGAAGCUGUGAAAAACUUAAGCUCAAGUAGGAAGAAUUCAGAGGUGGAGACUGAAUUGUCCAUUGGUUUUCCAAAACCAAAACUGCACUGAUUAUAGCAUCUUUAGCCAGUUGCUGUAAGUAUUAAAUAGUUACUCGUAAGCUGCACUGAUUAUAGCAUCUAUAAUAUUAUAUUGUAGUGGCAGAAAACGGAUGCAAUAAUUCUAAAUCAUUGCUUUAAUUUAUAGUUACAAAUUAAAUAUAUAAGUCAAUCAUUUAUUAUAUUUUUGUAACAGUGAGAUUUCGAAUUUCAAAUUCACCUAAGUAAAAGCUGCAAUGAUUAUUAUGAGUUAAUUUUCCUUUCCGGGAGUUCCCCCCUCAAUCAUGGAUGGAAGUUAGCAGAAUGUUAAAUGC